Molecule: messenger RNA, 1149 nt
Organism: Psylliodes chrysocephalus
Lineage: Eukaryota; Metazoa; Arthropoda; Insecta; Coleoptera; Chrysomelidae
Source: the annotation of a GenBank genome assembly
CAUCCUUUUCAAGCAUAAAAAUGUGCAGUAUAAAUAGCAGGAAAGACUCGAUUGAUGCUAUAGUCUGGGAACAUAAUUCAACUUCAAUAUUUUUUACUUUUUACUGUUCCCCCAUAAUUAAAAAUGAAUGGCGAGAAUUUAAAAAGGCACAAAACUUCAUUUUCCAUGAUGUAAUCUUACACAACUGUUAUAUUUUUGAAUCUUCAGUUAACUAUUUUAAAAAUGAUUAAUUUUGAAUUUAUUUGUUUAUUGGUCAUAAUAAUACUACAACACUACAAUACUACAAUACUACAAUACUACAAUACUACAAUACUACAAUACUACAAUACUACAAUACUACAAUACUACAAUACUACAAUACUACAAUACUACAAUACUACAAUACUACAAUACUACAAUACUACAAUACUACAAUACUACAAUACUACAAUACUACAAUACUACAAUACUACAAUACUACAAUACUACAAUACUACAAUACUACAAUACUACAAUACUACAAUACUACAAUACUACAAUACUACAAUACUACAAUACUACAAUACUACAAUACUACAAUACUACAAUACUACAAUACUACAAUACUACAAUACUACAAUACUACAAUACUACAAUACUACAAUACUACAAUACUACAAUACUACAAUACUACAUACUACAAUACUACAAUACUACAAUACUACAAUACUACAAUACUACAAUACUACAAUACUACAAUACUACAAUACUACAAUACUACAAUACUACAAUACUACAAUACUACAAUACUACAAUACUACAAUACUACAAUACUACAAUACUACAAUACUACAAUACUACAAUACUACAAUACUACAAUACUACAAUACUACAAUACUACAAUACUACAAUACUACAAUACUACAAUACUACAAUACUACAAUACUACAAUACUACAAUACUACAAUACUACAAUACUACAAUACUACAAUACUACAAUACUACAAUACUACAAUACUACAAUACUACAAUACUACAAUACUACAAUACUACAAUACUACAAUACUACAAUACUACAAUACUACAAUACUACAAUACUACAAUACUACAAUACUACAAUACUACAAUACUACAAUACUACAAUACUACAAUACUACAAUACUACAAUACUACAAUAGUACAAUACUAUAA